This is a messenger RNA of Manihot esculenta (cassava), 1220 nucleotides long. Its product is annotated as transcription factor KUA1. Gene Ontology annotation, molecular function: zinc ion binding; DNA binding. Gene Ontology annotation, biological process: response to gibberellin; response to auxin; response to ethylene. The record is from RefSeq and is a predicted model, not a curated record. The coding region runs from base 259 to 1080 and encodes 273 amino acids. The transcript is spliced from 3 exons. NCBI's taxonomy places the organism in Eukaryota, Viridiplantae, Streptophyta, Magnoliopsida, Malpighiales, Euphorbiaceae.
AGAGAUUUGUAAUUGCAGGCUGCAUUUCAUUUCUUUUGUUUAUAAGCCAAGUUGGAAAAAUAUCCAACUAUGUCCAUCCAAUCAUCUUCUCUUGGUGUGCAUCCAUUUCCAUGAGCCCACCUUACCCAUCAUCAUAUAUCCACCAAACUAUUAGUUAUUCUCCUUUCUCUCUCUCUCUAUCUAUCUCUCUGUCUGAGUUUGUUAUUUGUGGUUUUUGUUGGUUGUUAGUGUAAGAAACUGAGCUUUGUCUGGGCGGAAAUGGGCAGGAAGUGCUCACAUUGCGGGAACAUAGGCCAUAAUUCAAGGACCUGCACCAAUUUCAGAGGAACUCUUGUUGCUGGAGUUAGGCUUUUUGGAGUGCAACUUGACCUAUCUUCUUCUUCAUCUUCUUCUUCUUCUUCUAUUGCUAUGAAAAAGAGUUUUAGCAUGGAGUGUUUGUCCUCUUCUUCUUCUCCGUCUUCUUCUUCUUUGUGUUCUUCUCUAGUUCCUGCCGAUGAUAUUCCUGAUAGAACAUCCACUGGUUAUCUCUCUGAUGGCCUCAUCGGCCCAAUCCAGGAAAGAAAGAAGGGAGUUCCAUGGACAGAAGAGGAACAUCGAACAUUUCUAAUCGGCCUUGAGAGGCUAGGCAAAGGAGACUGGAGAGGCAUCUCCAGAAACUAUGUGACUACAAGAACUCCAACCCAAGUUGCUAGCCAUGCUCAAAAAUACUUCCUACGCCUUGCUAGCCUCAACAGCAAGAAGCGCCGUUCGAGCCUCUUCGACAUGGUUGGGACUCGCAACUCCAAGCAAAGUGAUCAUCAAGUUCCUAGUCAUCAAUACUUGAAGCCAGAUACCAUUCUACCUUCUCUUCUGCAAGGCCUUCACUCCACUGAUAAUAAUCAAGAAACUGAAUAUCAUCAUCAACUAGCUCCUUGCCACCAUUUGUUACCUCUUCCAAGACCUUCAGACAGAUCAAAACCAACAUCUUCAGAUGUCGUAGCGUCUAAUGAUGAUCUGGAGCUCACUCUUGCCUGUCCACCUCCUCUGGAAGGAAAUAAAUCUUCCCCAAGUUCUUUUCUUAUCUCCAUAAGAGCUACAUAGCUAGUUUUUGCUAAUUGACUAAUAUCCAAGCUGAGAUGAAGCUUAUAUAUCACUCUCAGUGCUAUUGAUUUCCAGUGUUAGUCAUCAUGUGUUAAUACAGAAGUUAAUCAAGACAUCCAUCCUUAAGUUCUUUAUUAUUA